Molecule: messenger RNA, 879 nt
Organism: Neltuma alba
Lineage: Eukaryota; Viridiplantae; Streptophyta; Magnoliopsida; Fabales; Fabaceae
Product: WEB family protein At1g75720-like
Exons: 2
Coding region: 91-690 (199 amino acids)
Biological process (GO): chloroplast accumulation movement; chloroplast avoidance movement
Cellular component (GO): cytosol
Source: RefSeq, a predicted model, not a curated record
CAAUCCCAGGAACUCACGCUUGUCACCAACCUUUCUCUGUCUCACACCAACACCGAGAAAAGGACAUUCACACGAGCAGUAGCAUCGACAAUGAACAAGGAAGACGGAGUGAUGUUGAUGAAGAAGGCGGAGAUUGAUACGAGAGCCCCAUUCCGUUCCGUCAAAGAGGCUGUUUCGCUGUUCGGUGAGAAAGUCCUAGCGCAAGAACUUUAUGCCACCCAGCUCAAAGAGUUCCAGAGGGGAGGGAAUGAAAAUGGGAUGGAAGAGUCAUCGAGGCUGGGAAGAGUGGCAGUAGAGCUAGAGGAGACGAGGCAGAAUCUGGAGAGGGCGAGAGAGGAAAGCAUGUUAAUGGCGCAUUGCCUGGCGUCUCUGCAGGAAGAGCUGGAACGUACGAAGCAAGAACUCCGACAGUUGAAGCAACGGGAGAACGAGGAGAAGCAUGCAGUGGAAUGCGAGAUCGAAGACGUCAAGUUUGUUGAAAACAUGAGCAAGUCGGAGCAGGAGAGGGUGGAGUUUCAAAAGAAAAGGUACGUCACAUUUGCGAAUCCUCCCUCUGUAGCUCAUGUCAUUCACCCACAGGGACCUGAGAAGCUGGAGAGGCAUCCUUCUCUCAGGAGGAAGAAGAAGAACCCUUUGAUUCCCCUCAUUAGCAUCUUCUCCAGGAAAAAGGCUCACCCUCAAGUUGCCUGAGCUUACUUUCAAUACUUUUUACGUACUAUGUUUUCACCUGUGCUCUACAUUCUUUUCUUCAUUUACUUUUUGUAUCAUACUAGCCGCUACCCUUUAACAUAUUCCGCCCAAGUGAGAGGACCGUGUCAGCGGAGACGCACAUUAAGAGUCUUGUAUUAAUAACGCACCAUUAUUACAUGCAAAUUAAAU